AAUUAAGAGUUGUCUUUGAACAUUUUUCUCUCUGAAACGAACACAGACGUAUAUAUGCACACAAAUUCUUGCUUUGUGGCUACGUCUCUUCGGCCGCCCAGAGAAGCAGCUCCUCACCUCUUCUUCUACAAACCGAAAACACAAACUCCUCAAUCAAUCUCUCCGCUGAUUCCAUUUGAUUAUCGCGAUCGUUCCUUCAUUUCCCGAUCAUUGUUUGAACGUUGAAGUGAAGACCGUGUUCUUCUUCUUUUUCGUUGCCAAGUUUGUUACCAAGAAGCCCCAUUUCUCUGCUUCUCAGGACCUAUCUUUGAGCUGCCUUUCUUCUUUCCCAAAUCUCCAUCGUCUCUCAAAUCCCCCAACGCUAGACAGAGCUCCUCCAAAAAUAAAGCCCCGAGUUUUUAAUUUAAAAUUUUUUGUUAAAUUUGUUGCAUUUCUCAAUGGCAGAAUCCGAAAACCAGGAAAUCUCCGGCAAUUCCAAGUCGAAGUUCUCCUCCUUCUUCAAUCACUCGCUUACCUUGCACCACCAGUCCUCUAUUGUUCCCCCGAAGAAACCGUAUCUCCAAGCUGCUUUGGACCGAACUGGCUCCGGUUCCUUCCUCAGAUUCUACAAUUCCUUCGAAUCUGUCCGCUCUGCCGGUAGUUCCAUCAAAGGUAAGGUCAAGCAGCUCCGUAGUUUCUUCGAGUCUUCAAGAAACACCAAGGAGUCCGUAUCGCAAUCGAAUUCCGAAUUGCUGCCCAGCAAACUCAAACCCGCAACAAAAUCGAUCAUUUCGGUUCCUCGUAGCCUUUCGAUUCGGUUGCUGGGUACGGAGGACAAAAUCGUAGUUUUCUUCACGAGCUUACGCGGUGUUCGUAGAACCUAUGAGGACUGCUAUGCUGUGAGGAUGAUAUUUCAGGGGUUUCGGGUUUGGGUCGAUGAGCGGGACGUGUCCAUGGACUCAGCAUAUCUGAAAGAGAUGCAGAGUGUAUUGGGACAGAAGAAUGUAACUCUACCACAGGUGUUUGUGAGAGGAAAGCACUUGGGAGGCGCUGAGGUGAUCAAGCAUCUCUUCGAAGUCGGCGAAUUGACGAGAAUUCUCCAAGGUUUUCCAGUUCAGAAACCCGAGUUCGUCUGCGAGAGCUGUGGGGACGUAAGGUUCGUGCCGUGCUCAAAUUGCAAUGGAAGUCGAAAGGUGUUUGAUGAGGACGAAGAUAAGGUCAAGAGGUGUCUGGAGUGCAAUGAGAACGGCUUGGUUCGUUGUUCGGAUUGCUGUUCCUAGAGUUGGUAAAUUUAGAUGCCAAUUGUUCUUGUUCGUAAAUAACUCAUGCAAUGCUGAAGAAUCAAUGAUAUCAGUUUGAUAAGCUUUUAGAUUCCCAAGAGUCUAUUUUGGAGGAAGAAAUUUUGUCAUCAUCGCUUGGGGGAAUUGAUAUGUUCAAAUCCCUCCGUCUACGUUAUUUCAAAGUGCAAAAAUGGUUUUAGGGUGCGUUUUCUGAAUGUAUUUUUCAUAGCGGGGAAAAAGGUAUCUCCAACAUGGGAUUGUAAAUAUUUUGGUAGUACUAUUUACUGAUAGGGUUUGCAAAUGUUUUGUCGGGUGAUGUAUUGUGACGAGGAGUAUGGGUUUAUUUGAUGCCCAAUUAAUUUUGUGUUUCCGAAUGUUA
Molecule: messenger RNA, 1638 nt
Organism: Carya illinoinensis
Lineage: Eukaryota; Viridiplantae; Streptophyta; Magnoliopsida; Fagales; Juglandaceae
Exons: 1
Coding region: 438-1259 (273 amino acids)
Source: RefSeq, a predicted model, not a curated record